AAAGCAAGCGGUUCCAAAACGUCGCAAGUCCGUGUUGAAUGUGUUGAACUUUGUGAAAAUUGCGUAUUUUUCGUUUAAAGUGAGGAUUUAUUUAACGCAGGACGGCACAGUCAUUGCCGGAAAGUAGUUGACACUGUAGAAAAGAUAAAGUGACCCAAGUUAUCAAAGCAGUCGAGUUUUUUCGCUUUUAACAACAUAACCAACAGUAUGGACGCCAGCAGUGGACAUACGGAACGGAAUCAAUCAAAUGGCACAAACAAACCGCAGAAAUGCAAUCAGAAUGUGCAAGUUUACGUGCGCGUUCGUCCGACAAACAACCGUGAAAAGUUGAUCCGUUCGCAGGAGGUUGUGGAAGUUGUGUCCAACAGGGAGCUACAGCUGAAAACGAACACCUUCGACUCACGUGCGUCGAAAAAGUUCACAUUUGAUCGAACGUUCGCACCGAACUCGAAGCAAAAUGAAGUGUACCAAGCGGUGGUGGCACCGUACAUCGAAGAAGUUUUGUCCGGAUUCAACUGUACAGUGUUUGCGUACGGGCAGACCGGCACGGGCAAAACUUUCACGAUGGUGGGAGAGGAGGAACCGGUGCUGAGCGCAGGAUGGGAGGAUGAUACCAGCACCGGCAUCAUACCGCGCGCGGUAAAUCAUCUGUUCGACGAGCUGCGCAUGACGGAGCUGGAGUUUUCAAUGCGCAUAUCCUACCUGGAGCUGUACAACGAAGAAUUGUGCGAUCUUCUCUCCACCGACGACUCGGUGAAGAUCCGCAUCUUUGAUGAUGUGCAGAAGAAGGGCUCGGUAAUAGUGCAGGGGUUGGAAGAGAUUCCAGUCCACAGCAAGGACGAUGUAUACAAACUGCUGGCGAAGGGACAGGAACGUCGCAAGACGGCCUCGACGCUGAUGAACGCCCAGUCAUCGCGAUCCCACACGAUAUUCUCGAUCAUCGUGCACAUCAAGGAGAACGGAAUCGAUGGAGAGGAAAUGUUGAAAAUCGGUAAACUGAACCUGGUCGAUUUGGCUGGCAGUGAGAACAUUUCCAAGGCAGGCAACGAAAAGGGUAUACGAACGCGCGAAACGGUCAACAUUAAUCAGUCGCUUCUGACGCUCGGGCGGGUGAUAACGGCGCUGGUGGAAAAAACUCCACACAUUCCGUACCGCGAAUCGAAGCUUACUCGUCUCCUACAGGAGUCGCUUGGUGGGCGCACUAAAACGUCGAUCAUAGCCACCGUGUCACCGGGAAACAAGGACUUUGAGGAGACGCUAAGCACGAUCGAGUACGCACACCGUGCGAAGAAUAUCCAGAACAAACCGGAAGCGAAUCAAAAACUGUCCAAGAAAACCGUUAUCAAAGAGUACACCGAGGAGAUUGAUCGGUUGAAGCGUGACCUGAUGGCGGCAAGAGACAAGAACGGCAUCUACCUGGCCGAGGAAACGUACAACGAGAUGGUCUAUAAAACGGAAGCUGCCACAAAGGAGCUGAAUGAUAAGUCGGCCCUAAUAAAGUUAUUGAAGGACGAACUAGUGAAGCGACAAGCGAUUUUCGACGAGGUUAAAUCCAGUCUGACUCAAAAGGAUGAAGAGUUGCGCCGCACAGCGAAUGAUCUGGGUCAGACGCGUUCCGAACUGUCCAACACAAAGCAUAGUUUGGCGAAGACAAAACGCCGCUACAUCGAGAAGAAAGUGAUCCAUGAACAUCAUGUCCAAACGGAACAGGCACUAACCGGGCAGGCGAAGCAACUGAUCAACGUCGUUGAAAUGGUCACGAAAGAUACGGAUGGAUUGCACGACACGGUCGAUCGUCGUAAAGAAAUCGAUAGCAAAAACAAAAACGCAACGGAACAGUUUGUCGAUCGAGUGCGCGAACGAAUCCACACGAUCCGGGGUGAUAUGGUCAACCUAGCGAAGGAGUGUAAUCAAAUCACUACGGAAAUGAAUAUCGGAUGGGAGAGUUACAAUCAGGAGGGAGAAAAAUUGCAUAACGAAACCAAGGAUCACCUUUUAGUACUGCAAACAGUGUUUCAAAGCAUGUCUCAACAGUAUACAACUCUUGUGAGUGACUUUAAAAAGACGAUGGGCACCGAGCUGGACGAACGAUUCGAAGAAGUGCUCCUGCAAGCAAACCGAGCGGAACGAUCACGCGCAGCGAUGGAGGAAAGGUUUAACGAUGCGUUACAAAAGCUCCAAGGCGGCUUGCGAAGCACCCUGAAACACCAACAGGAAGAGACACGCCAGAUGUUCGAGCGAAUAGUGGCACACGCCCUGAGGUAUGACGCCAAGAGCGGUGAGUUUUGCAGCUCGCUUUCGAAUCAAUUGACCGAUCUGGAUGAGGUAGCGGUGACACUUAAGAACAGCCACAGCCAGCUGGAAGACUACGUCGCGCAAUCGAACGUUGAAAAGCAGAAGGAAAUGCAAGCGGUGAAGGAUUUGGAGCAAAAUAUGACCACAUUGCUGAGGGACUUUGUGCAGCGUAUGAGCACUUCGCAUGGUCGUCACGAGCAGUUGAUUGGUGUUGUCAGCGGUGUCUCUCAGGAGCUAGCCGGGCGCGAAAAACUGGCCACAGGACAGCUGGAUAGCAUUCGACGCACGAUCGAUGAAAAUCAGGCAUCCAUUAAAACGCUUGCCAGUGAAAGAGAUCAACAAGUGGCAGAGUUUCAGAAGGUUUCCGCUCUGCACCGGACGCAGUUCACGCAGGAGUUGGAAAGUGUGGAUCUUUCUGCCGUAGCUGGUGCCGCGACGGAACAAAAGAAUGCGAUCGAUAGCCAGCGUACGUGCAUAAGCGCUGCGCAGCAAGACGCUCACACGCGGUUAAAAGAGUUUGCGCAAGCAUUUGAGAAACAAACUGAACAAGCUGUCCAGAGCGAAGCGGAUGGAAUCCGACGCGUCGGGGAAAGUUUACUGGCGCAACAAAACACCUGGCAGCAGUACGGAGUGGCAUGCUGUAGUCACUCGCAGCGAUUCGGACAGGCGGUCAAGGAAUUUGAGCAGCAAACUAACCGCAAGCAGCUUACCGAAUUCGAGCACGAUUUUGAGCGAUUCUAUGAAAAGGAUCUUACGUUCUAUCAGUCCACCGGAAAGACCCCCAUUAGGAAGAAGAUUGAUUAUCCGCGUGAUAUUGCCAUUUCGGCUUCCGAUGAGCGGAUCGUGCGAAGAUUCUGGCGCGAAAAGGGACACGAUGAGGACCUUUCUAUGACAAUCUGUGAGGACGUAGAAGAAGUGGCGCCGCUGGAACGAAGUUGCCCACUGCCGCUUGCCCCGGUACUCCGAAACUCGACACCACUCAUGCAACGUUCCAAUAUUAUUAUGGAUGAUGAGCGGGCAAAUUUAAAGGAUCUACAAAUAUCAAAAAUCGAUGAAAAGUUGCAUUCGAUACUCCCGCUGGAUACAAGUGAUGAGCAAGAUAAGGAAAAUCAGGAUGCAAAAGACCAUCGCCCGGGUGCCAACGUUAUGCAGGGCAAUGCACCGACGUUCAUUACCCCUUGAAGCCGUCUACCGUUGCCUCCCGAUGUAACGUAAAACAUUCAACACGCACAGAGUUUUACUAUGAAUGUAGGUACUCGAAUGUGUUCGGUUGUUUCUUUGGCAUAUUUAUGUUUUCUUUCGUUGUGCAUAUGGAAAGAUGUGCCGAAUCAUCUUGAUUGGGUGCAAAUAAUUAAACUAUAUAAAAUAUAAUGUAUGCCAACAUGCUCAACAAUCAUUUAAAAAAAACGUUGCAUGUAAAAGCUUUCGGUAGCAGAUUAAAAAACAAGAAAAAAAAAAUAACUAUUAUUCCCCUAGUACACUCGUAAGUAUUAGGAUGUAACAUGAUGCAUGUAAGAUAAGG
Molecule: messenger RNA, 3817 nt
Organism: Anopheles coustani
Lineage: Eukaryota; Metazoa; Arthropoda; Insecta; Diptera; Culicidae
Gene: Klp61F
Product: kinesin-like protein Klp61F
Exons: 6
Coding region: 208-3477 (1089 amino acids)
Biological process (GO): microtubule-based movement; mitotic spindle assembly
Cellular component (GO): spindle microtubule; nucleus
Molecular function (GO): ATP binding; plus-end-directed microtubule motor activity; microtubule binding
Source: RefSeq, a predicted model, not a curated record